Messenger RNA from Dendrobium catenatum, 579 nucleotides. RefSeq lists its product as uncharacterized. NCBI's taxonomy places the organism in Eukaryota, Viridiplantae, Streptophyta, Magnoliopsida, Asparagales, Orchidaceae. The record is from RefSeq and is a predicted model, not a curated record. The coding region runs from base 1 to 579 and encodes 192 amino acids. The transcript has a single exon.
AUGGAUCUGCCAGACCCAGAUAUGACUGAUGGGCAGAGUGCCAGUCAGGCAGCUCCUGUGAAUAGUUCUGCCCCAGUGGUUGGUUCAGAUACAGUUUCACAGUUUACUACGUUAGUUGCUCAGAUGAUGAGCGAGACGCAGAAUAGAGUUUCUGCUGUUAGAUCUGAAGAUGUAGAUAAACAUCUACAAAUGUUUCUGAGAUUGAAGCCUCCAAGGUUUGAGGACACUGUUGAGCCCAGAGCAACUGAGGAUUGGUUGAGGAGAUCGGAAAAGACAUUUGAUGGCAUGCAAUGUCCUCCUGAUAGAAAGGUACCGUUAGCAGUUUUUUUGUUGGAUGGUGAAGCGGAGCGCUGGUGGAUGGGCCAGCAGGAGGAGAAAUUUCAAGGUAAACUGAACUCUCUGAUUACAUGGGAAGAAUUUUCUGAAGUAUUUAGUUCUUGGUUUGUAUCCCCUUCUGCAAGACAACAAAUGCAUGAGACUUUUCUGAGAUUGGUUGAGGGGAGCAAGACAGUUCUGCAGUACGAGGCAGAGUUUACUACUUUAGCCAGAUAUGCUCCACAGUUGGUGAGUACUGAUUGA